Molecule: messenger RNA, 594 nt
Organism: Moesziomyces antarcticus
Lineage: Eukaryota; Fungi; Basidiomycota; Ustilaginomycetes; Ustilaginales; Ustilaginaceae
Exons: 1
Coding region: 1-594 (197 amino acids)
Source: RefSeq, a predicted model, not a curated record
AUGCACGGCAACGCAGCGUCGAUCCUCGACCUGCAGAUGAGACAUGGACAGGGGCUUGCUGCCCAAACCGCGUCGAGAAAUGCUCCGGUGCGGCAAAGCCAGCGUCGGCCCCUAUCGGAUGAUGCCGACCACACGGAUGCGCUCGAGCCCGAGGGUGGCUCGCUUGACAGCAUGCAGCGGGUGGAGUCUCGACUGGACGCACGGGUAAGAAGACGGGCCAACGCAGCUGCACGACUGCCACCGCCAUUGGCACGCAGCCAUGCGGGGGAAGGCAACAGUCCAAUAACGCUCGACGGAGCAAAUAGAGCGAGGCGAGUCGAAAGCGUGGCGCAGGGUCGGCGAGGUCAGUCGGAUGGUUUGGUAGAGUGCAUGGUGAACCUGCAAGCUGCAGAACGCGCACCGCAGCCUCGCCUAUCCACCACGCCUAUCCGCACGCCAGAUGUCACCAGUAACUUUAGCCUCUCGCUCCCGUCCCGACUCUGGGCUUCUUUUUCUUCCGACGCUUGGACCACCUCGCUUGACGCACACCUUCAUAUGCAGUACUCACAUGGAUGCAGAGUGGGCCUAUCCACCUUUGUCCGUCGCAAGAAUUGA